Penicillium paradoxum is the source of this 813-nucleotide messenger RNA. Its product is annotated as mediator of RNA polymerase II transcription subunit 18. Gene Ontology annotation, cellular component: mediator complex; core mediator complex. Gene Ontology annotation, biological process: termination of RNA polymerase II transcription; regulation of transcription by RNA polymerase II. Bases 1 to 813 code for a protein of 270 amino acids. NCBI's taxonomy places the organism in Eukaryota, Fungi, Ascomycota, Eurotiomycetes, Eurotiales, Aspergillaceae. Gene Ontology annotation, molecular function: transcription coregulator activity. The record is from RefSeq and is a predicted model, not a curated record. The transcript is spliced from 2 exons.
AUGCACGAGCAGUCGCUUUUCGCCUCGGUCCCGGUCCACCAACAUCAUGAGCUUCUACAGCAGCUCGCUGGGCUGACAGCUAUGCAGCCCCGCCAUUGCCUAGAGCGGCGCUUGAUCUUCAAGGCGUACCGUAAACCGGGCCUGGCGGGGCGCACCGGAGCGAGUCAGGACCUCCAACAGGGAGACCUGCAACGGCUGAACAAGAUGCUCAAUGGAAACAUGUACUACACCCAGGUGGUUGGUCCGGUUUCCGAGAAGGAUUUUGGAUCCACUGUCCCGGGCGACUCUGACACCCAGAUGGCCGGUGUGGAUGACUCGAAGCCUGAUGGUGCUUCAUUGUCAUCCACUUACAACUAUGAGCGCCAGCCAUGGAAGUUGGAGUUCCGAGAUAUUCCUGAAGCCGGAACACGCUCGGCGGUCACGUCGCGUCUGAUGUCGAGCGCGACGCUGCCCCGGGGAGAUAUCGUCCAAGCUAUGAAUGCGUGGGGCUAUAAUUUCAUCACGGAGUAUCUGGUCGAGGGCGAUAUGUUCGUCCAUAAUGACAUUGCUAUUUUCUUGCACCGGGUGUUGCACUACCCGGGCGCAGAUGAAAUGACCUCUCCCCGACAACAGCUGCCUGCUUUGAAGGACAUGACGUUGUUUGAGAAGAGCGGAAGCUACGUUCUACAGGCCUUUAUCAUUGUCCAAGACGGUAGCAACCAAGAGACGAUGAAGACUGCCUCGCAGCAUCUCUUUGGACUCCGCGAGCAAUUGAGGUCGGCGGUUCUUCUAGAACAGGCAGAUCGAUUGUCUCUUGAUACACGGGCGAAGUAG